AUGGCCUUGAUCACCAGCGAGUUGCGGGCGACCUCGUUCGAAGACAACAGAGCGCCAUUACCACCUCCUCCAGACGUUGCGAUAACCCCUGCUGGUACACUGCCAAAACCGUACUUCAUUGAGAACGGCCUCCGGCGAGUUGCGCCUUACCAUUUCACGUACAACACAUACUGCAAACAACGAUGGCGAGGCCGAGAGAUCCUAGACAUUUUCGCGGCAGAAUUUCGUGACCGCACAAGGGAGUAUUACAAGGAAGCGAUAGAGGCCGGGCAAAUCAUAAUCAAUGGCAAGCCAUGUAAAGAUGUCCAUACCAUUGUUCAGAAUGGAGAUGUCAUUUCACACACGCUUCACAGACAUGAGCCGCCGGUGACCGCGCAGCCUGUCAGAGUCAUUCACGAAACGGAUGAUAUGAUUGUGAUUGACAAGCCAGCCGGGGUUCCUGUCCACCCUGCGGGUCGCUACAACUACAACUCGGUCGUUGAGAUCAUGAAAGCAGAACGACAACUUGGUUUCAAACCGCUACCAUGCAAUAGACUCGAUCGACUGACCAGCGGGGUCAUGUUCAUUGGCAAGACCAGCAAAGAAGCUGAGGUCAUCAGUGAGAAACUACGCGGGCGCACAGUACGCAAGGAAUAUGUUGCGAGGGUCAAGGGCCGAUUCCCAGACGGCGAGGGUUGGGAUGGCAAUCCUAUGAGAGGUGGUGUCGUCAAGUGUGAGGAGAGUAUCCUCCAAAUCAGUCCCAUCGUGGGUCUGAAUAGAGCCAGAGCAAGCGGAAAGUCUGCAAAGACUUUGUUCAGAAGGUUAGCAUACUAUCCUGCAAACAAGCCGCAUGCCUCGAGCGGUACCGACCCAUCAAGUGUCUCAAACGUCGCCACAGUGGCCCAACCUGCGCCGGCGAUAUCUGGAACAGAGAAUGAUGGGUAUAGUAUCGUUCAUUGCCUGCCAUUGACAGGGCGCACGCAUCAAAUUCGGGUUCAUUUGCAAUUUCUUGGACACCCAAUUACCAAUGAUCCCAUCUACAGUAAUAGGGCAGUCUUCGGACCGUCUCUUGCGAAAAACGAGUCUACUGGGGAGAACGACGAGGAGAUCAUAGCCAAGUUGAAGAAGAUUGGGAAGACGGAAGUUUCGGACUCGAUCUCAUACGAACAGCAACGGCUGGCAGCGAGGGUCGAGCAGACACAGCAAACGACGGUUUCAGAAGCAUCAAGAUUGAAAGAAGCACAGGACAAAUCGAACUUUAAGCCGUUGCCCGAAGGUACUCUGCAUGCAGGUUCGCUGGCUGGCUUGGGCGAGGACCCGAUGCACGACGACCCUCAAUACGGAGCAUUUGUCAAGGCACACGACGAAAUGGUUGCAGACUACAACAAGCGGAAAGGUGAGAAGAUGACCGGAGAGAAAUGCGCAAUCUGCGAUACACCGCUCUACUCGGAUCCAGGACCACAUGAGCUGGGUAUCUAUCUCCAUGCGUUGUCCUACGCUGACCUGACGCCGGGGAGCUGGAGCUAUCGUAGUCCUGUACCUCAAUGGGCUUUACCGCCUGGAGGUCAUGACGGCCCACGAGACAUUGGCGAAUGGGAAUAUCGAGGAGAUGAGGUUCUGGAGAUAGGUGACGAGAGAGCGGAUGAGAAGAGCAGGAACCUCCUGGGCGCGAAGAAGAAUAAAGGAGAAGAGGUGUGA
This is a messenger RNA of Exophiala spinifera, 1677 nucleotides long. RefSeq lists its product as uncharacterized. The coding region runs from base 1 to 1677 and encodes 558 amino acids. The transcript has a single exon. Gene Ontology annotation, molecular function: pseudouridine synthase activity; RNA binding. Lineage: Eukaryota; Fungi; Ascomycota; Eurotiomycetes; Chaetothyriales; Herpotrichiellaceae. Gene Ontology annotation, biological process: pseudouridine synthesis. The record is from RefSeq and is a predicted model, not a curated record.